AUGGCUGUUGUAGCUUUGGUCACAGUUCUCUACUUCUCAUUAUUUCUUGUAGUGCGGGCUAUUAAUGCAGGUUGCAAUUGUGUGGUGUUUGAUGAUACGUAUGGUAAAGAAUAUGGUGUUUUUACGUCACCCAACUGGCCCGUCCCUUACGAAGACAAUAUUGAUUGUCUUCUGUACACUUUCAUAGGACACGAGGAAGAUAUUGUUGAAAUUACUUUCGACGAAUUUGAUGUCCAAAAGAAGAAUUUAGAAUGUAUCUACGGAGAUUACGUCAAAUUGUUCCUUCACUUGGAUGAAGCGGGAGUGAACGAACAGAGUCCAUGGAACAUCGUCCUCUGUGGGAAGAUAGCAGAUAUAGAACAGACUCAUUACUCCUCAGGGAACAGCCUUAUCUUUGAGUUUCAUUCAGACUGGCAAAAUGGAAACAAUACUGGAUUCCGUGGAACAUACAGGUUUCUAAGCAAAAAACUGUUUGAGAUUGAUGGUGAAUUGCUUCACGCUAGCACUUGUGACUAUCAAUUUAUCAGCACAAAUGGAAGUCGGAGCAGGGGUAAAUUUUAUUCACCUCAGUAUCCGAGUACUUAUCCUCAAAAUACUCAGUGCGCCUAUCAUUUCAUGGGCAAGUAUAAUGAGAAAGUCACUAUUAUGUUCGAACAAGUACGAUUGCAAAAAAGCGAUUUAAGUUGUUUGCACAGUCCUGAUGUGAUUAGGGUUUAUGAUGGAAAAGACGGAAACAGUCAGCUGAUAGGCCAAAUAUGUAAUAUCAACAUGUUUACGGAAUUAGUAUCGACGGGUCCAGAUCUUUAUAUUGAAUUUGCUAGUGAAAGUCAUUUUCCUGGUCCUGGUUUCAAAGCUACAUUUCUUUUUGAGGAAGAUACUUUAAAUGUUGGAGGUCCUAUCGAAAUACCUUCUACAGAGCCAGACAACGGUGGCCAGAAGAUCCAGCCCACUUCUUCCCAGCCAGCAGUUACAAUGUGUGGUAGCAGAAUUAGCAGUCGGAUGUCAAAAAAUGGUACUUUUACGAGUCCAAACUAUCCCGGAUCUUAUCCAGCUAACACUCAUUGUAUUUAUCACUUUUCCGGGAGAGGAAAAGAAAGAGUCCAAAUCCUCUUCACUGAUUUUGAUCUAUAUAAACCCGAUGAAACCACAAGAGAUUGCGAAAACAUUGAUGCAGUAACAAUCUCGAUUACAAUUAAUGGACAAAAAGAACGUAUAGAUAGUUUUUGCGGUCAAAACAAACUCCCAGCACAGUUAAUGUCAAAUGGUCCUACUAUGGUGGCAGAAUUUAGAAGUUAUACCUCUUCACCCAACAUUAAAGGCUUUCGAGCAGUCUACAGAUUUGUUACAAACUUUGGUGUUUCUACAGGAAAACCGGAUUCGAAAUCAGUUUGUGGAUUUACUUUCAAUGCAUCCGUAAGUUCUUAUGGCAAUUUCACCUCACCGAAUUGGCCCGGUUAUUAUCCACGCAAUACCGAAUGCCACUAUUUUUUUCACGCUCAGAAUAACGGAAGAGUUCAAAUUACUUUUGCGUAUUUCGAUGUUGAAGGAGUCACCCCUUGUACAAUGGAUACAGCUAGUGAUUAUGUCGAAUUUUCGAAUUCUCGUUCUGUGGAUAAAAAAAUUCCGAGAUUCUGCGGCUUAAAAAAACCUAAAGUUAUUAAGUCCGAAGGCGAAUACUUUAGAAUCACUUUUAAAUCUAACGAUAGAUUUGACGGUACGGGAUUUGAUGCUAUUUACCAGUUCAGAAAUGCAGUUGCUUUAUUCACUUUAAUGUCGCAACGAAAGUCAUUAAAAGAACCAGAAACAACCAUUAAACCAUUCGAGCAAUGUUAAACAACUAAGAACACUUAGUAACAAAAAUCCGUUUACCGUGAAAAGAAUAAGAUCAGCUACAUCUUCACUAACAUCAAAAUUAUCGGUGUGGUUCCAUAUAGUCACUGCUAUAUCACUAUACUUCAUCAUUCACUCGAUCGAACGGGUAUGUUAAAGCACCCGAUUGCAAUCAAGACUUGUCACCGGACGUCAUGUUACAAUGAUAUCAAGCUGAGGAGAUUUAUAGACGAUACUGUCGCCAUCACAGAACUCUCCAGUGUCAGAAUGACCAGGAAUGAGAUUACAGCUGUUUUGGUGCUACAUAACUCAUCGAGAAUAGAAUGGAGAAGUGGAGAUUAUAUAUAUACAUACAUCAUCUACACAACAUCACCAGAUUUCGCAUUCCCUUCCCUCAUGUUCACCUUCAAGUCUUUUCUUACUGGACUCGCAUUCCAAAGUUUCAUUCAAAUAUAUUAUCAGACCUUUAGACAAUUUUAUAAAAAUUAGACAUAUU
Centruroides sculpturatus (bark scorpion) is the source of this 2326-nucleotide messenger RNA. Its product is annotated as suppressor of lurcher protein 1-like. The record is from RefSeq and is a predicted model, not a curated record. Gene Ontology annotation, cellular component: plasma membrane. The coding region runs from base 1 to 1833 and encodes 610 amino acids. The transcript is spliced from 14 exons. NCBI's taxonomy places the organism in Eukaryota, Metazoa, Arthropoda, Arachnida, Scorpiones, Buthidae.